CCCACUCUUCGACCGAUGUUGCAUAAACGAUCGUCCUUCUUUUUCCGCACCGCCAUAUUUUGCAAACUAAACGACUAAAAACCUUUGAAAAAAUUGAAAAAUCUCGUUUGAAAACAGUCCGAUUUCUGUAAUAAAAUACUAGUUGGGAAGAACAUUACCUAGUAGUUCUUUUCUGCCCGUUUUUUUGCUAAAAUGGAGGAUACAACUACGUCUAAAGAUCUAGACGCUUGGAUCGACCAGCUUAAUGAUUGCAAGCAACUCUCCGAACCUAUGGUCAAAACUCUAUGUGAAAAGGUAGGCUAGAAACGAUAAUUUCCAGUUAUUCAAAGAUAUUUCUAUUCUUUAUUUAUCUGCGAACGUUUUUGCGUGUUCAAAGUACAGUUUUAAAGGCGAUUAUGCAAUUUUUAGGGCAGUUUAAAAUGUUGAUAUAUUUUUUAGCCGGCCAUGUCGUUGCGACAAACAUAUCCAUGUAGCGAAAAUACAUUGCAAAAUUCAAAGCCUUCUGUCGCGAAUUUGCUGUGUUUUAAUGCAAGAUGUAACCCUUAGAUUGCAUAUAAAUGAAAAAGAUACAAAAAGUACAAAAAAUCAUGGCGUUUAAAUACAUUUUGCAUGAGUAAAAAAAGCGUGAGUUAAAAAAUGGACGCCUUCUGCCUCCCUUGAUGUCAAGCGCAUUCGGACAUAUGUUUUUAACGGUUUAAAUAUGAUGCAUUUUCAAGGCGAUCAAGGAUCUAAGGAAUUUUGUUGCAGUGUCAUUUUUGAUUCUAUGUAGUUUGUAGUCGUUUGUUGUUUAUAUUUGUGGCAAGUUUCCAUAUAUUUUUGCGUCAUUUUGAUGUCAUGUGAUUUUAUUAGGUUGUUUUCUGUGAUUGCCUGCAAACCUAGGAUUAACUGCCAGAUGUCUGGCUGUUUAUAUAUCAGAGAUGAGCCGAUUAAUCAAAAAUAAUCGGCUGAUUAAUCGGCCAUUUUGAAAUAAUCAAUAAUUGGCUGAUUAUUGUAUCAUGAUAGUCAACAAAAUACAUUGACAUUUAGGCCAUUUAUACGAGCAAAAAUAAGCAGCGGCCUAAAUAAGCCGCGGCUUAAUUAAAUAAGUUGUGAACGACUCGUAUAAACAGUCAAUUUGUUUGCAAGCCGCGGCUAAAGUAAGCCCGGGCUUGAAAGCUAGGCCUAAAUUAGCCGCGGCUUAUUGCAAAUUGACUGUAUAUACGAGUCGUUCGCAACUUAUUUAAGCCGCUGCUUAUUUAGGCCGCUGCUUAUAUAAAUGGGCCUAUUUAAGUCCAGUUUAGCCAGACCUAUGUGAUGCUUUAAGCUACGUUUACAAGCUACGAUUUGUUGUGUACGAUUCGUAUGCUGACAUAUUAAAAUGACUGCUGGCACCAUAAUUCAUUGCCAUUUCGUUAAACAGAAAUUUCAAAUGUAGCCAGCUUACGCGUGUUUACUCAAUGACAUACGCCAGAAAACGAAUCGUACACGAUUAAUCGCAGCGUGUAAACGUAGCUUUAGACAGUCAUUGGCAGCAAUUGCUGUUUGUAUAUCCACACCGGGCGAGCUUGAAAAAUAUGCCUGGCCACAGUGGGAAUCGAACCUACAACCUUUGGAAUACUAGCCCAAUGCUCUGCCAACUGAGCUACAGUACGUGGUCAGCUCGCCCGGUGUGGAUGUACACUCAGAAUAACAUCACAAACAUCAUAUUCACCUGAGUACACAACACCAACACAGAAAAAAUCAUAAAUCAAACUCCCUUCUAUUUCCUGAUGAUCAGGCAAAAGAAAUCUUAUCAAAAGAAUCCAAUGUACAAGAAAUGAAAUGUCCGGUAACAGUUUGUGGCGACGUUCACGGCCAGUUUCACGAUCUGAUGGAAUUAUUUCGGAUUGGCGGCAAAUCUCCCGACACAAAUUAUCUGUUCAUGGGAGAUUAUGUUGAUCGAGGUUAUUACUCCGUUGAAACUGUCACCCUAUUGGUUGCAUUAAAGGUAUGUGGGCUUGAACAGUUGUCUGACUUUUGAGCAAUUAGGCCCAGUUUUUUGCGAGCUUAGUAUCGUCCUCCUGACGUUGGUGCAUUGUAGAAUAGUACCUACACUGAACCGCCAUGUUAGAGAUAUCUUUUUCAGGCAGUUCAGACACAAACAACGACCUCCACGUUUGAGAUACUGAGGUACUGUCAAGUAUUUGUGACAGGCAGUUAUUAUGUGAUUCUAGAGACCUGUAGUAUUUUGGAGACCGCUAUUAGGUAUUUGAAGUUAGGGCAUUUUGUGCAUUUAAUUUGAAGCAUGAAUUAGCUACCGUACUUACGUGUUCCAAACUUUGUUGCGAAGUUCAAAAGUUCAUAAUGAGAGUCACAAACCAGUUUGUAAACAACGCAUUUGAUUGGCUUCUUUUACUACAGGGACCAAUCGGGGACUUUGUUUACAAAAUAUGCUUGUGAAUUCCAAUAUGAACUUCCGAACUUUGCAACGAACUUGUGAACUUUGUAACAAAGUUCGGAACAUUUGUGGUCAAAGUUUCGUGAAAUCGACUGUAGUGGUUGAAAACCUUCAAAUGGGAUUUAAAGUUGUGAUUUACUAGCAGCCUGACGUAAGUGUAAAUCUUAAGGUCUCUGGAUGCCAAGUUUGAGGUAGAAAGUAUAAACUAGCCUUUGUUUCUUUUCCUAGCAGUCUUUAGUUUGGCCGACCUUUGAGCAUAAGGGAUUCAUAAUUCCCUCGUGUCCUGCUCUUGGCCUACAUCAAACUUUACUGUGUAUGGUUAGUCAGUCUGAUUGUAAUGAAGAUCUGACUCUAGCACACAGCUACAUUGUUUGUUUGUUUUUCUGACGGUCUGAGUGAAGCGUAGGCUUGUGUCUCAAGUUGUCCCCAACUGUUUGUGGCUGUUGGUAUCAUAAUCAUGGUUAAAAUAACUUAAAUUAAAGACCAAGUAUUGUGGGUUUUAUCUAGGUGCGUUUCCCACACAGAAUUACGAUCCUUCGAGGGAACCACGAGAGUCGGCAGAUCACACAAGUCUAUGGUUUCUAUGACGAAUGUUUACGAAAAUAUGGCAAUGCAAACGUGUGGAAAUAUUUUACAGAUUUAUUUGAUUAUCUACCCCUUACUGCGCUGGUUGACGGCCAGGUAGGACUGAACUUCAAGCAUGGAUAUAUGUACAUGACGCUUAACCUGUUGUGCAAUUCCCCAGGCCCAGUGAGCCCUUCUUUAUUGUUUUAGUCUGUCUAACACAAGACGAGUUUACUCAGAGGGGGGAGCGCUGGUUUUGAAUGGGUUAAUUCUUAUUUCUUUGAUAUGUUUUUGUUUCAGAUAUUCUGUCUUCACGGUGGUUUGUCACCGUCCAUCGAUACUUUGGAUCAUAUACGAGCUCUGGAUAGGAUACAAGAAGUCCCUCAUGAAGUAAGCUUACUUUUAGAAGACAAUUGUCUGCUGGCUACACCCUCAGUAUAAUUCUGUGUACCCACUUGUAAAAUCUGAAACUCGACUGAAAAAUAUGAACCCCCUUGAAAAAUCUGCAUCAUCCUUCAUUUGCCACAUUGCCCCUUAAAACAUUGCACUCUUUGUAUGUCUGAUAAGCCUGAUAUACCCUUUGCUACUUGCCCCAUCCUUAUCUGAAUUAUGUGGAAAAAAUCUGCAUUUCGUAGAGUCAAACUGGAAGCACUCUUCUCAUACAACUGAGGUGAAAUUAUAAACAGACAAUUGCAUAUUGCAUUGGGAUUGAAGUCUGGUCAAGACACAUGCACCCACUAACCACCUGUCUUUUCCCCCCAGGGUCCAAUGUGUGACCUCCUCUGGAGUGACCCUGAUGAUCGUGGCGGGUGGGGUAUCUCACCUCGUGGAGCAGGGUACACAUUUGGUCAAGAUAUAUCAGAACAGUUUAAUCAUACAAAUGGACUGACACUUGUAUCUAGAGCUCACCAGCUGGUUAUGGAGGUAAACUAACUUUAUUUAUACUGGAUAGCUCUAUCAGUUCUUAACUGUUUUUCCUAGAGGUCCAGUAAGGAUCAUCUCUUAUUGAUCCAGUGUUACUACAGGACGAAACCUAAACUAAACUAACUUUAUUUAUACUGGAUAGCUCUAUCAGUUCAAAACUGUUCUUCCUAGAGGCCCAGUAAAGAAUAUCUCUUAUUGAUCCAGUGUUACUGCAGGAGGAAAGCUGUUCUAUCAGUAUCAAACUGUUCUCUCUAAAGGUCUCCAACUGCACUUGACAUUUGUUGGUGUGUACUCAAUGAUUAAAACAUAUCACAACUACCACAUGGUAGGGUUGAGAUAAACUAUGAUAGAAUUCUGCAAUAAUGAGAGUUUACACCAUCAGUUUCAGAAUACAAAUGUGGAGAAGUACAGUGGAACUAACUUUAUUAAUUUUGUUGAGCUCUAUCAGUUCAAAACUAUUCUCCCUAGAGAUCCAGUAAGGGCCAGCUAUUGAAUUUUGAUGUUUAGUUAUAGCAAAAUUUAAGCUUUUGCGGUCGUACUAAUUACUAAAAAAAAACAGAAAAAAACUGGAGUUUUAACUUUUUUUGCCCGUCCACAUUUAAAAAUACGCGUCCAAAUGACAAGUGGACAGGCGAUCUGGCUAAGCCCAUGGACAGCUAGAUAAUUUCUAUCUAAGACAGUUGUUUGUUUUAUGUGAUUUUUUCCAGGGCUAUAACUGGUGUCAUGAUCGUAACGUGGUUACAAUAUUUAGUGCUCCUAAUUAUUGCUAUCGUUGUGGAAAUCAAGCGGCCAUUAUGGAAUUGGACGACUCUCUAAAAUAUUCAUUGUAAGUUGGAGUUAAUUAAUUAUUAGUAUUUAUAGUACAAGUCACAUAUUAUUACUAUCAGCACUGAUGAACAGAAGAUCAUGGCUUACCGUUCGAAAGCAGUGGUGUUUCCACAAACAAAAAGUAAUGUUUUAUCGCUAUGCAAACCUACAAAGAACUUGUUUAUAGUACUGUUCAAAUUUCACCUAUUAAGUCCCAGGGUGGCCCAUUGAAAUUUUGUAAUUUUGGCCGACCUUUGAGCAUAAGGGAUUCAUAAUUCCCUCGUGUCCUGCUCUUGGCCUACAUCAAACUUAGCUGUGUAUGGUUAGUCAGUCUGAUUGUAAUGAAGAUCUGACUCUAGCACACAGCUACAUUCAUUUGUUAGUUUGCGUGUUUGUUUGUUUGUUUGUUUGUUUGUUUGUUUGUUUGUUUGCCUGCCUGCCUGCCUGUCUGAUGUUUUUACCUUUUGUGCUCAUAAUAACCAAUUGCUCUCUGGAUAAAAUACUUGUAUGACCCUGGUUAUGCGUAUCCACCAAAAUCCAAGAUGGAAGAAUGCUCGCUGAUUUGUGAUUUUUCUGUCAAAAUAUCUCAAGAAAUAAUAAAACUACGCAAAAUCGGUAAAGGAGAUUUACAUAUAAUUUUAAAAGUUCUUCCAAAUGAAAUAAUAAAAAAAUACGUUACCAUAUCCCUUUAAUUAAAGAGGAACCCUUGGCCAUGUUGAUAGCCUUCGUUCCUAAGCCUAUUCUAUUUUUUUAGCUUGCAGUUUGAUCCAGCGCCAAGGCGAGGCGAACCACACGUGACUCGACGAACCCCAGACUAUUUCCUCUAGGUUCCUCCCCCAACCACUUUGGAUUUGACAUCAAUAAAGAUAAAACCCCACCUAUUCACGGAAAUUCUUUAAAAACGGAGAACAGACAUGAAAUCUAGAGUAACAAAUUUAUUAAUUUUGACUUCUAGUGGUUCGCAAUUAGUGUGUUUUAGUAAGCAUUUGCAGCGCAGCAGAUGGUGUUUAAUAUGAUUGGGCAGUAGAGCUGUGCAGUUAACCGAAAAAUUCGGUUUUUCCGGUACUUUUUUAGCACCGAAAAAUUAUACGCAAAAGAACAGGUAGUUUCGGUUUUAAUUUCCCGUUUAACGCCCGCCAAACGCCCACCUGAUUGCAGGUUGAAAUGUUUGGAAAAUAACAAGAUACUCUUUGUGCACAAUAUGCACUGUACUAAGUGCUCAAAUAGUUGAUAUUUUAGUUGUAAUAGUUAUUGUUGUGAACUUGAUUUAAUUUUUUUAAAAAACUAACAAAUAUUACAUCUUCAUAAAUAAAUUCCAAUUGUUCUUUUAAAAUAUUCAGAGAUUUAUACAAACUUACAAAGGCAUAAAUUCAUCUAUUUAGUAAAAUGCUCGAAACAUACAUAAAUGAGUUCAUACAUUUGUACUGUUCUUUUUUGAAAAUAACCGAACCGAGGUUUUUCUGUUCCAAAAAACCCGGAACCGAGAUAAAAUUUUUGGAACCGCACAGCUCUAUUGGGCAGUGAGCUCGAUAUAUACUGGAGUAAGAGCUUCGGCCUAUGAGAGAAGUUUGACCUAUUUGAGAAGUGAAGCCAAUAUGGCAGACAUUGACGUCCAAAAUUUGUAACAGUUUUCAUACCAUUUUUCAGAUAGUAUCGCUGACCAAGUUAUCAGUUCAUAAAACCAUGCAUAAUAUUCUUUAAAUCGAAGUCAAAAUACGAAAUUUCAGCACACGCCUUGUAGCCUUGUGUUAACCGCGUAGGCAAAAACUAUAGAAAGGGACUGGCACUGGACGGUCAACUCCGCCAUCUUUGGCUUCACUUUUUGAACUGGAGCAAUCUCGUUCCCCGAGCCUGCGAUCCUCGAGAAGGAACUUGAGGCUCUGGGAUAAUCCGUUUCAGGGAGGAAUCUGAUUGGCCGUUGAUAUGGAAUGCACAGUUCAAUCUUGGCCAGGAUUCCUGGUUUCCGGCAACCGAGGAUCGCAGGCUCGGGGAACGAGAUUGAAACUGGAGUUUUUACUCAGAUGUAUAUAGAACUGACUGGAUAGGGCAAGCAAAUUAAAACAAAUCUCUAUACUUUAUUUAUGUGCCUUCAACUACAAAACUAGGGCAUACAAUUAACAUUAUUUUACAAAUUUGAUAAAUGCACGUUGCAUCACCAUCUGCUGCACGAUGGCACAGAGUAAAUACGAUACAGAGGUCCGACUCAAGCAAAAAUCCGUAACUGCUGCCACGCUAUGUUUCUAGCCAGUGUACUCGCCCCCCCCCCCCCUGAACGCCAAGCCAGCAUUUUGAAUGUUUUCAGGGGGGGCAGUGUCUGUCUUUAUUCUGUGACUGUGGUGCUUAGUAGAACUCGCCAAUACCACUGCUUAUGUGUGUUUAUGCCCACGUUUUUACACUAAUUUGGAUUCGUAGUACUUUGCCAACGCUUCUGGGACAAUGGCCGAGACAAUGACUAGAAGGUAAAUUGAUGAAAUUGCCUCGAAACGCCGUGGACAAAAAAUUUAAAAAUUAUUUGUUUGAAAUGCCAGUCAUGUGGGUUUUUGAACAAGGAACACUUCUUUAGUUUUAAAACGCUGAGCACUGAUUUAUUUACAAUUAUAACUAUGUUUACGAAAGCGCAAAUAUUUGAAAUCAUUACAAACAUUUACGCCGAUUUAUCGGUUAGGUUCAUAUUAACUUUGUUUCAAUAGACAAUGUAAAAUCACAAAAGCUGUAAUUGCUUUGUGUACAUAAGAUGUUGUGAGCCAGCUAAAAAUUCAAUAAAAGAACGUUCCCUUUUAAUAUA
Molecule: messenger RNA, 7496 nt
Organism: Paramuricea clavata
Lineage: Eukaryota; Metazoa; Cnidaria; Anthozoa; Malacalcyonacea; Plexauridae
Source: the annotation of a GenBank genome assembly